Molecule: messenger RNA, 2738 nt
Organism: Monomorium pharaonis (pharaoh ant)
Lineage: Eukaryota; Metazoa; Arthropoda; Insecta; Hymenoptera; Formicidae
Product: threonylcarbamoyladenosine tRNA methylthiotransferase
Exons: 2
Coding region: 1076-2704 (542 amino acids)
Biological process (GO): tRNA methylthiolation
Cellular component (GO): endoplasmic reticulum
Molecular function (GO): 4 iron, 4 sulfur cluster binding; tRNA (N(6)-L-threonylcarbamoyladenosine(37)-C(2))-methylthiotransferase activity
Source: RefSeq, a predicted model, not a curated record
CUUUUACAAGAAUAGUUUAGUUUCAAUCGUUUUAUACAACAUGUUAGUUUCAAUCUUGCAUAUUAAUCGUGUUUUAUAAGUAUAUAUGCCACUAGCGCCGACUUAGGGGGGGCAGAGCACUUUUGCUCCCCCCCCCCCCCCCAAUAACUUUUAUCUUUUUGAAAAAGUUUUUUUUAAGAAACCGCGCGCACAGCUUAAGCUCGUAUCAGACUACUAACUAAAAAUAAGGAAAAUAAGCUUCCUUUUUCGAAUAUUUGAAAUAAACUUUCUCAAUUUUGUGCAAUGUAAAUAAAAAUAUAUGUAAGUAUAUAAGAUAUUAAAGCUCGUAUACUUACUUAUAUAUGAAGCUAUUUUAGAACCUGCGGCAUCAUUCUUGCGGGCUGUUUGUAAAAUGCUAGGGAACUUUCCAAUUUUCGAUAAGAAAUGAUAUAAUGUAGUAUGUGAAAGUGUUUUUAACUUUUAUCUGUCUAGCCUAAAAAAAAGGUCGUUAAAAAUUUUCCUCUUCUCCCCCCCAAAAAGUUUUCCAAGUCGGCGCCACUGAUAUAUGCAUUACAAUUAAAAGUAUUUACACUUUAUGAAUAUAGCAUAGAACAGAACCAAAUAAUUGUGAACAUACAAUUAUCUAUAGACCUGCGUGUCUUCCGUGGACAUUGGCUACGUAGUGCACGUUUUAUACACAUUGGGGCGUUGGUAGAUAGAUAAAAUGACGGAGUGUAGACCGCUCUCAGGUUUUUCUCUGCUGAUAAUAAAUUUCUAAUAAAUAGAAGUGAAGUAGAGCCAAGUAUAGCUAGAUGGCAUCACGUACAGUUUUUCAAAUAACUUAACCUAAAUUAAUUUCCACAAAAAAUUCAAUUCUUGAAAAUUAUGUUUGCACUUAAAAUGGAAAAAAACCUGAACAAUAUAAUUAUAGCAUAAACUUUUGAUUACUUAUUAUAUUUUUUCAAAAAUUCCAGCGAUAUUUUAAAUCGAAUUUAUUAGUCCAAGAAACACGUGCAGUUAACCUCAAAUUGUUUUGUGACACGUUUCGAGAUUGCAGUGGACAACUUCUUAGAGACACUUCUUUUACUUGGCAAACAUGCCUGCUCCAUGCGAGGAUAUUAUCGAGGAUAUUGAGGAUUUAAUCGCAUCGCAGGACAUAACGCCUAAGGAGCGAUAUAGUUCGCGAAAACAUAUCACGGUACGACCGAAGCGGAGUAAGCAGCUGCAGAAACAGGAACAAGUAUUGCAGCCGUCUAUCUUGUCGAGCAUAAUACCCGGCACGCAAACAAUUUACGUGAAAACAUGGGGAUGCACGCACAACAGUUCGGAUACCGAAUACAUGGCCGGUCAGUUGGCGAGAUACGGCUACAAUUUGACAGAGGAUAAACUAAAAGCAGAUCUGUGGCUCCUAAAUUCUUGCACUGUCAAAAGUCCCGCGGAAGACCAAUUCAGGAACGAAAUCGAGCAUGGAAAGAAAAUUGGCAAGCACGUUGUGGUUGCUGGAUGUGUACCACAAGGUGCUCCAAAAUCUUCCUUUCUUCAAGGGCUGAGUGUGAUUGGAGUACAGCAAAUUGAUCGAGUGGUAGAAGUCGUGGAGGAAACUUUAAAAGGAAAUACAGUCAGGUUCUUACAACAAAAGAAGAAUUCUGGUAAGAAGAUAGGUGGCGCCUCGCUAAAUCUCCCAAAAGUACGCCGAAACCCACUUAUUGAGAUUAUAGCCAUUAACACGGGCUGUUUAAAUCAGUGUACUUACUGUAAGACGAAGCAUGCACGAGGCGAACUGGGUAGUUAUCCACCAGAGGAGAUAAUCCAACGAGCCAAGCAAGCUUUCGAGGAGGGCGUAUGCGAGUUGUGGCUCACGUCGGAGGACACAGGCGCCUAUGGCAGGGAUAUUGGCACCAGCCUGCCGGAAUUACUUUGGCAAUUGGUGGAUGUGAUCCCUGAGGGUUGCAUGAUGCGCGUCGGUAUGACCAAUCCACCAUACAUCUUGGAGCAUUUGGACGAAAUAGCCAAGAUUCUGCGACAUCCAAAAGUUUAUAGCUUUCUGCAUAUCCCAGUGCAGUCUGGGAGUGAUCAAGUGCUAGCUGAUAUGAAGCGAGAGUACACACGCGCGGAGUUCGAGCAUGUAGUGAAUUUCCUGAGCGAGCGAGUGCCAGGUCUGACUAUUGCUACAGAUAUCAUCUGCGGCUUUCCCACGGAAACGGAGACGGAUUUCGAGGAAACGAUGACGCUCUGUCAGAAAUAUAAGUUCCCAAGUCUCUUUAUCAAUCAGUACUUUCCCCGACCUGGCACACCCGCCGCCAGAAUGCGGAAGGUACCUGCGCAAAAAGUGAAAACAAGGACCAAAAGGCUGUCGGAAUUUUUCCAGUCAUAUGAACCAUACAAACACAAAGUAGGACUUUUGCAAAAGGUGUUAGUAACAGAAGUAUCACACGAUAAGCAGCAUUAUGUGGGCCACAACAAAUUCUACGAACAGGUGUUGAUCCCAAUGAAACAGGAGUACAUGGGGAAAAUGAUUGACAUAAGAAUUACAGAAGCAACAAAGUUCUCUAUGAAAGGAGAACCGAUUGGUAAAGGUGUAUCUCCGGCACUAAGAUCUCCUCUACCGCAAGGAGUCGUUUCCAGAGUAUCAUACGAGACGAUGCCGUCGAAAUAUGGAAUAGCGACGAUUACGACGAUCUUCUUAGCUGUGAUACUUAGAAUAUUAUGGAAAUUUCUGACUUAAAUGCAUAAUAAAUAAUACAAAAAUUAUACCAAAA